This is a messenger RNA of Galleria mellonella (greater wax moth), 7522 nucleotides long. Its product is annotated as serine/threonine-protein phosphatase 2A regulatory subunit B'' subunit delta-like. Lineage: Eukaryota; Metazoa; Arthropoda; Insecta; Lepidoptera; Pyralidae. The coding region runs from base 313 to 3210 and encodes 965 amino acids. Gene Ontology annotation, molecular function: calcium ion binding; protein phosphatase regulator activity. The transcript is spliced from 11 exons. Gene Ontology annotation, cellular component: protein phosphatase type 2A complex. The record is from RefSeq and is a predicted model, not a curated record. Gene Ontology annotation, biological process: protein dephosphorylation.
GGUGCCGCCGACGGUUCGUUGUCUACUCUGGUGUACCGUAGCCCGCAUCGAAACACGCGAUCGUCGCCUUUGUUUAUUGUCAUACGCGCGCUUCACUGCAGUCCAGCAGCAGCUGUUCACAGUGCCCCAUCGUGUGUUGUUUCAUCGUGUUAGUUUCAUUAGGUUUAUUCUGUGCGGUUUCAGUUAGCAGUGCGUAUCAGCCAGUGCUUUUGUGUAAUCAGCUGUGUGUGUAGAUGGGGCAUACGACGAGCCCCUGAAGCGGUCGGUGCGGUGCGCGCGCCUCCGCAGAGCUCGAGAGCGAGCGGCUCGACCAUGGCGGCCACGGCCCGUCGUGAGAUAGACACCGGCGAAGAGGACAUCGCCGCUAUCGCAAAACAAAUUUCCGAUCAUGCUGAAGCCAUUUACCAGACGUGGAAAGCGCGUGGCCUUGCGCCAACAGAAAUAUUGUCGUGUAGGCCUGCUCCAGGCAUAAAACUGGCGGAAAGUUUGCGUACCAAACCGAAACCAGAGCCCAAGCCUGAAAUUAAACAACGGCCAGACUUUAGGCGGGAGCAUAGACCAGAAUUAGUUCGUGAGCAGAGGCCGGAUGUUAAGAGAGAGCGCUCUGAUACGCGACGAGAGAUCCGACCGGAGCCCGAGGGAGAGACGAUAGAAGUGAUAUUACCUCCGGAUUUGGUUCCUGAAAGAAACGGUACGGGUGGCGUCGGCGCAGGUGGACGGCGAACGGAUCCUGCAGCAAUGCGAUUAGAAGUCGCUAGGGAGGAGGAAAGACUAUUGAGAGCAUUGCGUACAGGCGGUGUCGUAGCCGAACGUUCGGCCGAGAGGCCUGACGUAGUACCUCCGAUAUCGCUUGUAGAUUAUGCAAAAAGCCGGUAUCAAGAUAGAUUGGAUACUGGAGCAAGAAAGCCGGUAGCUGGUGCAAGUGGUGAACGACGAGCUUCCUUAGGGUCUCACGUCACAGAAGCUCGGUCCAAAUUCGAAGCGCGCGCUCGUCGUGCGUCCAGCGCGGGCGCCGGUGAGACCGCUACGGCGUCCGCAUCGGGAGUUACGCCUGUGCGCCCUUUCCUCACACGUGGGUCUGUCGCUGAAAGGGUGCUUAUGUUUGAGCGAUGUCCCAGCGAAGCCACUUUGGAAUUAGCUAAAAGAAAGUCACCAGCAGCGACAACCUGGCGAGGGCCACACGAUGUCAUCAACAGAGCACAGAACUAUGCUGCAUCCACACCUACGAAACCAUCGUCUGCGCCUGCGCACACGACGCUGCAACGCACGGUGCGAGGCGCGGCGAACAGUGGCGCACCCGCACGCGUUAUCCCCAGAUUCCAUUUCCCGAAGGGCAGACCGCCGCCUGCGCACCAACAGGAUCAUGCGCUACACAAAGUGCAGUCUGCAUUCGCCACAUUUCCUAAUAGUCAAGUACCUCGUGAAAGUUUCAAGCAUAUAGUAAAGGCGUGUGAAUGCCCUCUCUACUGGAAGAUGCCUCUGUUUCUGGCCACACAACAGAGUCUCCACGCGCCUGUGGAUGGCCACAAAUUCAUUGACUUUUGGAGAGAGAUGACCUCCCAAUGUCACGAUCAGGCGUCCCGUUUCGUGUACAUUCUAACGAGGGGGAAGAGCAACACAUUGGCUCCAGAAGAUUUCGUGCCUCUAGUUCAAGACGUGGUAGAUACACAUCCCGGCCUCUCCUUCUUAAAGGAAGCCACUGAGUUCCACUCAAGAUACGUACAUACUGUGAUCGCUAGGAUAUUUUACUGUGUGAACCGCUCGUGGUCCGGUAGGAUUUCGAUUGCGGAACUUAGAAGAUCUAAUUUACUUCAAGUCAUACAGUUGCUUGAAGAUGAGGAAGACAUCAAUCAAGUUACACAAUACUUUAGUUAUGAACAUUUCUACGUCAUAUACUGCAAAUUCUGGGAACUGGACAGGGAUCACGACUUGUUCAUAGACAGGCACGACCUAGCCAGGCACAACGAUCACGCUCUAUCGAGCCGCAUGAUCGAACGGGUGUUAUCUGGUUGCGUGACGCGCGGUAACCAGAACCGACUGACGCCUGACGGAGAGCCAAGAAUGUCCUACACAGAGUUCGUAUGGUUCCUGCUCGCUGAAGAGGAUAAAACGCACCCCACCGCUAUUGAAUAUUGGUUCAGGUGCAUGGACGUGGACGGCGAUGGGUACAUCUCGAUGUACGAGCUGGAGUACUUCUACGAGGAACAGAUGCAGAGGAUGGAGGCGAUCGGCAUCGAGACGCUGCCCUUCAACGAUUGCUUGUGUCAGAUGCUCGACAUGGUGCACCCGGCGGUGGAUGGCAAGAUUACACUGUCAGACCUGAAGAAGUGCAAGCUCACGCCGAUCUUCUUCGACACAUUCUUCAACCUGGAGAAGUACCUCGACCACGAGCAGCGCGACCCGUUCGCCACCCAGCGGGACUCCGACUGCGAGAUGUCCGAAUGGGAUAGGUUCGCAGCCGAGGAAUAUGAACUGCUCGUCGCCGAGGAGGGCGGCAGCGACGCACAGGACCAAAUCUCAUACGAUGAAACAGAUGAAGACUGUCUAUCGCCAAAUUUAGAUGACAUCACCAGCACUGAAGUUAUUGAGGACUCGAGCGUGGAUGAGUCCACGCUUAGUGAGGGUACCGCGAGUGGGGGCACCGUACGUCUCCGAGACUCUACCCCCACCGCUCCCAGCACUACCGCUGGCGGCUUCGUCAACCUCAGCUCCAUCUACUCUAUCGACAGCAACAGGUGGAGCCAUCAACCAACGACCAAGAACGGCUUUCCCGAAAAACGACCCGAAAAACCAGUACCCCCCGAAAAACCGGUCAGCUUAAUGAUGGUUAAUGGAAAAAUGGACAAUAAAUACGCCGGAUUCGGCAACAACAGUUUCCUGUACUCUCACUUGUUGACUGGUCGGAAAGAUCCUCCAUCGUACAGUGCAGCUACAAGUGGCAAGGAACUGUUCGAUAAAGAGCCAAAGAACUCUCCAGUGAAAUCGCCGAUAACAAGUCCCGUGAACGGCGUUAACAAGAUCUCGGACAAUUACGAGAGAGCAGUCGCUGAAAGACUCAGUCCACAAAGAGAGAUAUCGAGGCUAAAUCGGAGCAGUCUAUUCAGUAAAGUGAAUACUGGCGUCGUUUCUAGCAAAGUCAAGAAGAAUAGUCAAAGAAAUCAAGAGGAAGACGACGAUUAUGCUCGUGACAGUGACGAGUGUUCUAUUUAGAUAUCGGAAUGAAUCGUUUUGACGUCUCCAGUGAACACCAAAGAUGAUAAAUGUGCAAUUAAAGCGGUAGUUAUCAAUUUUAGAUUAGGACCAGAUACCGUUGUGUUUGACAGAGUAAUAUUUUUUCAGCGUAUCCUAGUGGUCGAUACGUGCCUUGUGACAGUUUAGACAUUACGAUCCCACGAUCACACAUAGAGUGAACUAGUGUUAUAUGAAUUAGAAAUCCUGGUGCUAUCACAUCUGCAGAGCUACAAAGAUGUUAAUCAAAGAAGAUACGAAGUAAUCUCUGUUACUUGUAACGUCGUGAGCAAAUUUGAACUCUUCUGUGAUUAUUAUAAGAACUAUUUCCCUUUAUAGCUCUAUGUGAUGGCACACAGACUGGACAUUGUUCAAAACGUCUCAUAGGCUAGUUACAGCAUUUCGUUAGUAUAGUAUUUAUGUAUUUACGAGAUUUUUUACCAGUGUUACUUUCACUAUAGUCUCAAAAGAUUUAAGCAUAUCAACAAUAGUGUUUUAUUAUUUUAUUUGCAUGAAUAUUAUUGUUUACAGAUCUACCUAAGUUUUAUCUGUAUUUAGUGGUAUUAAACAUUAUAGGGCCUAUUUAAUUCCGUCAUGAUCAAAACCAUUCAUAUCAUCGCUCCAUCCACAGAUUAUACUAAGAAGAAAAGAGAUAUUUAUAUUGCUCUUCCAAGUCUAUUAAUUUAUUUGAGUCGCUAUAUGACCGGACAGAACUGUGAUUAAGUUAAAACUCCACAGAUAGCGCUUUAUGAAAAAGCAAUUUGAAUCUGUCGCCUAUAUAAAUAUUAUGAAAUUUAAAUUGUCUAUUGGGCUUGUAACUUCCACAGGGAUUGAUAUUAUAUCGGAGCCUUUCAUUGCCUCGGUUAAAACGGUGGAAAUUUAAACUCCAUUUACGAAUAGAAAAAAACAUUUAUUCAGUUUUUCCCUAAUCACUGUGGUUGGGAAGAAAACCUAAUAACGAGAGUACAAUUGUACUAAGUAUAUAGAUAUUAGCAAAUAACUACGCGGGCUUUGUUGUUUAAAUUUUGAUAGAGUUAUUAGGCGCGAAAUUUAAACCACAGAUUUGAAAAUAUUAAGCUAAAUAAUAGGUCGACGAAACAUACAACGCAAGUGUAUCUUCAUAAUGCAUUAUCAAUUUCACAUUUAGAUAUCGCCGUUUUUUUGUGAGUAUGCAUUUAUUUAAUAUCGAUGGAUUAAUAAUGAAAUAUAAUUAAUCACAAAAUUAUUAUUUUUAUUCUUGUUAACGUCCAAUCGUCCACGGCUGGCUUUUUUUUUAUUUAAUAAGACAUUAAUCAGUAUAAUAAAACACGCACAGACUAUUAAUUUAGUAAUUAGUAUUAGGCAUGUAAUAAAGUAUUUUUGAUAGAGACAGGAAUACGUCUCGAGUCUAUGUACAUGGCGAUUAUAGGACGGUGUCAAAUUAAUAUAAUAGUAAGUAGUUAGUUAGUCCACGAGUUAAUAGAACAAUUCGGAAAUUAUUGUAGAUACAGUAAUGGUUAGAUGAAAAACAUAAGGUUUCGGGCCCAUUCAGUAAGUUUUAUUACCAGACAUUAAUUGUAGUUACUAUGUGAAGUCGAUUAGAUAUUCUAAAAUAGAAUAAUUAUAACCUAGAUGUAAAAAAAAGUUCUGUCUGGGUAUAAUUAUGAUGAGUAGAUAUAAAUUAACAGUUUCCACAUUCAGAUUAUAUAUCAUAGUACAUACCUAGUAAAGCUAGUUAUUGCAUCACAUUUGUAAAACAACGAUAAACUUGAAAUCACUACUUAUUAUAUUGUUAUUAAAAUACUCCCCUUAUCUUAUAUAUUUAUUACUGCGCCCACCUCCACUCAACCAUCAGUUGUCUGUUCCGUACAAGGGUGCAAACUUGAACCAUUGUUCUAUAUUCAUGUCAGAAAUUAUUAGAUAAAUACAAUUAAUUAACCAUUUACAUAACUAAUAAAUUAUUUGAAAGUGAUUGCAAAAUGAUCAGCUAUUAUUAUUAUUAAUAUUAACAAUAUUAUUGAACAAUAGGGAAGCUUGUUGCAAAUAUAUCUUGAUGGAACAGCUGAAUUUUACUUACUCUGUAAUCAUAAGCGGGAAAAUAGAAUAUUUAAAACUUUGCUUUCCCGCCUUUAUAGCACUUUUUUUUUUCUAAAUUAUUCUUUGCGAGUAAACUUCAGGUGGCGCUACCUUCUGUGAGCUUCGUGUGAAUUGAAAUUACUCUCAAUUUCUGGUGAUAAACUUACUUAGUCUAGUCCGAGUGACUAAAAGGGCCGUAGAAUUUAUAGUGACAUAGCAAUGGCAGCUGUAUUAUAUGCUUUUAGAUAAUGCUAGGUAGAUCUUACAUUUUACUCUAGUCUGCAGGUGCUUAUCGACAGAAGGUCUACCAUUCAUAUUUAUUAUUACAAAAUUUCUUUACAAAACGGUUGUUUUUAUAGAACUAUUUUUUGUAUUAGGGCUGCCAUCAAGGCUGGUUGGUUAUUUUAAAGUAAUUUUGUGGGGGAAUAAGGAGAAAAGUGAGUUUUUUUAGAAUCCGGAUAGGUAGCUUGAAGAAUGUAAGUAUUACAUUAAAAUUAUACCAGAGUAAUAUAGUUUUGAGACCUAUCAAUAUCAAAAUGGUAGCAUACAUUGGUUUUCUAAAUUUGUGUAUUUAAUGUUAGAUGGUAGCCCUAAAUUUUAUUUAUAUAUGAUUUAAGUCUUUAUAAUAUCAAAGAAAUUACUUUGAAUUUCAAAUCGUAAUUUCAAAGUGAGUUUAUCUAGCAAUGAGCAAUGAAUAAAUCAUAAAAAUAUCUAAAUAACAAACUUGCCUAAGAUAUGUGAAAUACUUGUAUGUAUUCACUUUAGUUACAUACUAUUUGGAUGGUUUUAAAUCCAUUACUUAUGUAGUUUUAAAAUGUUAAAAAUGUAUCUUCCAUACAUUAAAAAUGCAACUCCUGUGCCUCAUUUGGAAUCCUUUCAAAUAAAAAAAUCUAACUGUUUAUAUUUAUAAUUCUGUCUUCUAACUAAUAUUAUUACUAGUCAUUUCAAUAUCUAAAUGGAAUUCUUUAUUUACAAUCCUCGAAUCAACUAACUUUACCAAGUAUUAACCAAAACGAUUGUUCACAUUUUAAUAAAUUUUAUUAAUAUGUUGUGUACUGUUAUCUUAGUAUAAUUUUAUUAAAAUUUAUGGUAUGUUUUAAAUACCUACCUGGUUUGAGCUUAGCUGUUCUAAGAUUUAAUGAUAAUUUAGUUAAUUUAGAUGAUAUAGGUCUGUAAGUUAAUUUGGCGGAAUAAAGUUUGUUAAUUUUGGGAGAGAGUCAUAAGUCAGUAAUUAAUGAAAAUGAGUUUUUUUUUGCUGAUAUAUAUUUAAUAUAUAGAUACAAACUUUAUAAAAAGUAUGGACAAAGAUACUACUCAGUAAUCCUAAGGUGAUCAAUGAAUAUCGUUUUUUUUUUUUUACUUUUUUCUAACGUUAUGUUAUAAUCUUAUAUUUGCCUUAAACUUUGAAACAUUACAGAUCUUAAUAUCAAUAUAAUCAUAUACAUAUUUCUUAUUAUUAUAAUCUUGAAUAUCAAAUUUUAUGCAUCUUUGGACUUUAUUCAAUUAAUCUUCUACUUCUUACUAUUUAUUGUUAUUGUUGGUAAUUUACAAUUAAAUACGACAAGGUUCUAAUGGUUCUUUACCUGUCUGUAUCUAUUAAAUAGAAUCUUAGUUAACUUUGUUCAAUGGUUAGAUUAUUAUAAUAUAAAUUUGCUCUUAAAAGAUUGUAACUUCCAGUGAAUAACCCCAAGCCAUUCUAUAUAUAGUGCCAUUAAUAUAAUACGCAAGGUGGCGUCGAUGGAAUUGUUGAAUACUGAGUUGCUAUUAUAAAGCCACUCGUAAACGGUAUCUAAAUAGGGUAAGAAUUAUCAAACUAUCUAUUUAAAAUAGAUCUGGAUAUUUUCUUUCAGCGAUAUAGAAGUAAUGUCUUUUUAUCAACAUGUUUAACUGUAAUAACACACAUAAAUUUAUUUGUAGUAUUUUAUUAAUUAUUAAUUACACAAGACAGCCAGAGUAAUAAUUAUAACGAAAAAUUUUUUAGUAAACGACGAAUUUAACAAGUGCAUGUAAUUAUUUUCGUUGCUGUAUCUAUUUAAAAUACCAAUGUUAGACUGUUAUUGAUUAUAAUCAAUGUAGUGUUAUAAAUAAACGGGAGAUUACAUACAAAUACUGUUAACAUAAUUAACAUAAGAUUUUUUUUACAAAACUAGUGAUGUCAUAGUAAUGGUGUGUUUACGUGAAGUGAGGUGACAGACCUAUUGUUAAGUAUCCUAAUAAAUAAAGUACAUUAUUGUAUUUA